GAGAAUGUUAAUAUAUUUAUAUAUUUACAUUUUUAUUAAGAUUCUCUGACAAUUUAUUAUUAUUAACAAAAAUUAAAUCAUCAAACUCAAUCGGUAAAAUUCCUUGCGCUACCUAGCGUUAAUUUUAUUUUAGUAUUGACAAUCAGAUGUUCCUCCUCUUGACGAAUUGUAAAUUUUAUACGUACAUAUUUUCUGAUAUUUUGCUGCUGAUAUUGUGAAAAUUGUAUAUUGAUAAAUAAUUUAUAAAAGCAGUUAAUUAACUAAAAUAGCAGAUAAUUUAGACACAGAACUGACACCGUUAGCUGCCGCAGACGUCUGUUGUAGCCAUAAAUAACGAAAGUAAACAUGGGUUAUCAGACAAAAUGCAAAUUUCUAAUUCUUCAAACACUGCUGAUAGCAUUGGUGGCGGCCAGAAAACAUCACCUAGAAGUUCGCCAUGAUGUACGGUCAUAUAUAGCUUUGAGCACAUUCGGUUUCUAUAUUGGUGGACAUUUGGAUGUGCAGUUGAGUAAAUUGCAUAUAGAAGAUGAGAAUGAACAAGAUUUGUUUGGCCUAACGUUAGAUAAAACUACAAUAGAUCAAUUAAAUCCAUACUUGGACUCGCAUCAAAACAAAUGUAUACUAGAGGAACCCUCGGAAAUGCAACGCAGCGGACCAAUUUUAAUAUUUUUAUUGGACUUAAAAAACCUGCUUAUAAGAGUAAAAUGUUCGCCGGAGUGGAAAAAUCAACACAUUGUACGCAACCACGAUGAGCUGCCUAUGUACCGUGGAAAGCGUUACUCUAAACUUAGCGAUUCAACAAUCUUCUUACAACGCCGCAGGCGUAGUGAUGACGCGGCUGUGGCACCGGGUGAAGAAAACGAUAUACCAUUGGAGGAACGUGAAAUGCUGGGUGACGAUGAUUCGGUUGAAGUGCCACAAAUAAUUUUGAAGCCAUCAUCACCAUUGCCAGCUGUUAACGCACCAAUACCGACAAAAGUUGCAGAGUCAGCGGGUGCCGCAGUUGCUGCCAAAACGCCACUAGCAGCAGCUGCUAAUAAAGAAGCUGUAGAAUCUGUUGCGCCAGCCGAAAACCCUUUUCCACACGAGGAAAAGGUCGCACCUGCAUUUAUGUCAACGCAAAUUAAUUUCGAUGAUAAUGCGCAGUUUGAGAUUUGCAGAAACUACACAAUGCCAUUGACAAAGCGAGUUAUUGAUGGUAAAGUGUAUUAUAAUAUGUCGUUUUCCAUGCUGGUGGCUACCUUGCAUGAUGAGGGUCUCUACAACCUGCAUUUCCACGCCUGCCCCAACUACAGGACAUUAAAGGAGAUUUCAUUCGAUGUAGACAUUGAGGAGAAAAAUGAUAAUAAUUUCCUUUCCGCUGGUGAAAUGCCGCUUCCCGCUCUAUAUUCAAUGAUGAGCGUGCUAUUUUGCUUGUCAGGCUUCUUCUGGAUCUUCAUUUUGAAGAAGAGCAAGCACAACGUUCACAAACUGCACUACAUAAUGGCUUUAUUGGUGUUCCUUAAAUCGCUGUCGCUCAUGUUCCACGCCAUUAACUAUCAUUUUAUCGAAAUACGCGGUGAACACGUUGAGGCUUGGGCGAUUUUGUAUUACAUUACGCAUCUGCUGAAAGGCUCCGUCUUAUUCAUCACAAUUGUGCUUAUGGGCACCGGCUGGACAUUCAUUAAACCCAUACUUUCUGAUAAAGAUAAGAAAAUCUUUAUGAUUGUCAUACCGCUGCAGGUACUUGCCAACGUCGCUGACAUCAUAAUUGACGAGUCCGAAGAGAGUGACAUUGAGUUUCGCACUUGGCGCAAUAUUUUCAUUUUCGUUGAUCUGCUCUGUUGCGGCGCCAUACUUUUCCCGAUUGUCUGGUCCAUACGCCAUUUGCAUGAGGCAUCAGCAACCGAUGGCAAAGCAGCCAUCAAUUUGCGCAAACUCAAACUUUUCCGUCAAUUUUAUAUAAUGAUAGUUUGUUAUAUUUACUUCACACGCAUCAUUGUGUAUCUGCUGAAGAUGACCGUGGCAUUCCAGUAUGCUUGGUUGGAUGAGAUGUUCCAUGAAAUGGCAACAUAUGUGUUUUUCGUUUUGACUGCUUAUAAAUUUCGCCCGACUUCAUCACAUCCAUACUUUUCGGUGCGCAAUAUGGACGAUGACGAAGUGGAAGUACUUACAGAAUCUGGUCUCACAGAGGGCUUACAUCGCACGAAGGCGCUUAACCGCACCGUAUUGCCACCAGCUGGCUCUACUCUACUUAAAAGCUCAGCUGAAGAACGUGAGAAUUUGAUAACGAAACGUGAAUCGAGUCAUGAGUACGAUUAAAGCGCGUAAGCAAGGUGAAGACAAGUCGAAGUGUGUGGAAGUAAGAAAGUAGCUGUGCAUUUUUUUUGGAACGAAGUUUAUGCGUCGGAUGUACAUAUAUGUAUGUUACCAGUAUGGAAUGUCUUGCAUUCUGAGUUUACAUUCAAAUUUCCUUUUUUUUUUGUUUCUGAAUUUUUUUGUUUUGAAAUAUGCAUAGGCAUUUUAUAUAAUAUUGGCAGUUUGUUUAAGCACACUGCCUUAUAAUUAUGAUACUAAACAUUAUUUUAGAUAAUUUUUAUAACUGAUUUAUGAAGCAUGCAAUUAAGCAAUAAACUAGAUAUAUAUUUCAGAAUCAGUUUUGCAUAAUUUGUUUCCAUCAAGCUCUUGCAGUGCCAAUUGAAAUGAAAGCAGUUAAAUAUUUUAAUAUUUUUCCAAACAAGACCGUGAAACAAAUUUGGAAAUUGAGCAGUUGUGCUGCCAAUUAAUAUUAUGUGGAGUAUAUUUUGACACCUUUCACUCGCAGCCUACCUUCACGCAUUAGGCGAACUUAAUCGCGCUAUAUUUUUUAAAAUUUAUGUAUUUUUUUUUUUCUUUUUAGUCUUUUAUUUUGUAUGUAUUUCGUUUUUAUUUAUUAUUAUUGUAUUUUAUGUGUUUUGUUAUUUUGUUUUUUUGUAUUUAUUUUAUUUUUAGUUUUUGUUUGUAUUUCCUUUUUCUUUUGUACAAUACUUAUAUAACUUUUUUUGUAUUUUUUAUUCUAUUUAUUUAUUUUUUUUUUUUACCUUUUUUAAUGUAAUUUUUUUUAACAUUUUUUUUUUUUUUUAAUUAUUAAUUUAAAAUAAAUAAAAAUGAAAUUUGAUUUUUUUAUAUUUAUUUAAUUUUUUUUUUAUAUUUAUUUAAUUUAUUUUUUUUAAUUUUUUUAAAUUAUUAUUUUUAUAUGUUAUAUAUUUUUUUUAUUUGGUUUUUCUUUAAAUAUUUUUUUAUUUUAUUUAUAUUUUUUUUCUAAUUUUUUUUAUUUUUAUUUUUUCUUAUUUAUAUUUGUUUUUCUUAUUUAUUUAUAUGUAUAUAGUUUUUUUUUAUUUAAAUUUUUUUAUAUUUUAUUUCGGUUUUAAAUGUUUUCUUAAUUAUUUUAAACCAAUUUAAUAGUAAUUCCAAUGCAACGUAGUUCAGAUAACGCUGAGAUGUUGCAAAUAUUUUAUUCUAUAUACACACAAAACACAUAAAAUUUCUAUGCGUUCAUAAUAUAUUAGUGGCUAAGUACAUAUAUAGUACAUACAUACAUGCAUAUGUAUAGUUUUUAGUUUAAGUAAUGCGUAUAAGCUUUAAAAACAUCGUAACACUCGUAAAAUUGCUGUUUAGGUAAAUACCUUUGUGCAUACAAAUUAAAGCAACUUUGUUGUACAUACAUACAUUCACAGUAUUUAAUGCUUUUACUGUGUCGUAUUUAUAAAUUUUUGAAUUUCGGCAUAAAUUGUAUGAAAAAUACCAUGUACGUUGUUAUAGAGCCGACAAUCUGAAAAUUUAAAAAAAUAUUUCUAAAAAAAUGUUGUUUAUAUAUAGAGGACUACUUAAAAUAUUUUGGAGCUAUUUAAGAUAUACAUAUAUACCAUAAAUCUAAUAGUUUUUGAGUUCUUGAGUCCGAAGCUGAAUACAUAUUUAGUAUACUAUAAAAUAUAACAAAUGCGCUCAUAAUUUUAAAUUUUAUACAAAUUUUUGCUUCGUAAACCAAAGAGUAGAAAAGAGAGUGAAGUAACGCCCGAACAUUUUUUUUUUUUGGUUUUCAUUCUUCGCAGCACAAAGAAUUUUUCAAAAAGGUUGGAAGUGGAGAACCGAAGUGGCAAAAAUAUGUAUCUGUUCCGACUUCACCGAAUCAAAUUUGACUAUGCUAUUGUGAGAUCGUUGUUACGUUGUCAAAAAUUAAACGGCACUACAGUAAAAAAUGAGAUUUAUCCAAUGAAAAUAUUCACCAACUUAACUUUCUCAGAGACAUACAACUAACUUAUAACUAAUUCAAAUACUCUCUAAAGAACAACACAAAUUUGGUGUGAAGACCUCAAUGUUUGCUAAUUAUUCGUUAAAAUCGAAACUUCGGACUCAGAGUUGAAAAAAUUUAUCGAUAUUUUUUUGGUUUUCUUUUUGUAGUUUUAUGUAAAUAUUAAUCUACUUGAUUUUCAUUUCUAUUUCAUUAACUAAUUAUUAUUUUUUUGUGAACUUACACUGACUAGCAUUUUUCCAUCCAAAGCGGAUAUACCCAAGCCAUCAAUACGAAUUUUCUGAUGUAAUAUUUGUAGCGAGAAAUUUUGUAUCUGAAAAUAAAGAAUUCCACUUAAGCACGAAAUCUCAAAA
Molecule: messenger RNA, 4623 nt
Organism: Bactrocera oleae (olive fruit fly)
Lineage: Eukaryota; Metazoa; Arthropoda; Insecta; Diptera; Tephritidae
Product: protein GPR107
Biological process (GO): transport
Cellular component (GO): Golgi apparatus; membrane
Source: RefSeq, a predicted model, not a curated record